Molecule: messenger RNA, 931 nt
Organism: Paramecium primaurelia
Lineage: Eukaryota; Ciliophora; Oligohymenophorea; Peniculida; Parameciidae
Source: the annotation of a GenBank genome assembly
AUGAUAAACAAUAUUCUAUUUAAAUUUUCUUCUUUCAAUUCUCUAUAUGGAUAAGCAAGUACAGUUAGUUUUAAAUUAUUAAAUAGAUCGAAUAAAGUAACUUUAUAGACUCAUUGGGAAGAUAAUUGUGAAUAUUACAGUCAACCUGAAUAGGCUUUUUAUUUGAAGAUUAAAAAGAUUAAAGUCAAAUUUUAAACGUUGAAAAAUGAAAUUAUCAAACAAAAAUAAAUAUUCCUGAAUAUUAUAAUUAUAAUGAAAUAAUUAAUGGAGAUCUAUAGCAUAUAUCAACUGGUAUAGAUGCAAAACUAUAUCGAAAUAUUGAUAUUGAUUUGAGUGGUAAUUUUUCAUCUUAAAAGAUAAAUCAGAAAUCUGUAGAGUCAAAGCUAAGAAUUUGGAAAUAAAUUCUGCAUUAGAAGAGAAUUAUAGAUUAAAAAUAAUGUUUCUAUUAAAAAAUUACUUAUUUCAAAAGUAACAAAUUUAUAUUAAGAAAAUGGAGAAUGUAAAAUUUAUGUAAGUUAUGUAUAAAUUAUACAAAAAAAUUUAUCCAAUUAUGUAAAAAUUCUAAUUUUUAGAAAAUAUUGCAUAAAAUAAUCAUUUUUAUAUAUAAUCAUCAGCAAAUUCUUUUAAUACAGGAAAAUUUUCAGGAAGAUUGAAAUGUAAUAUAAAAACAGAAUCAUUUUUUAUAAAAUCUUUGUCAGGAUUAUUUGAUAUCAAUUAUUCUAAAAAUGUAUAAUUAGGGAUAAAAAAUUAACAGAAUUAAGGAUUUAUCGAAGCAGAUAAUAUUAUUUUAAAUAUUUAUGAUAAAUUGAAGUUCAACAUAUUUAAUUAUGGUAAAUCAAUUUAUUAAUUUAAUGAAUCCUACUAUAAAAUAUAUAUUGAAUGUGAUAAACUUGAAUUUAGAUUAAUUAAUAAUCCUUUUGGGAUGUUAUGA